Messenger RNA from Schistocerca gregaria, 3722 nucleotides. RefSeq names its product lysosomal alpha-mannosidase-like. Gene Ontology annotation, cellular component: lysosome. The record is from RefSeq and is a predicted model, not a curated record. Gene Ontology annotation, biological process: mannose metabolic process. Lineage: Eukaryota; Metazoa; Arthropoda; Insecta; Orthoptera; Acrididae. Gene Ontology annotation, molecular function: alpha-mannosidase activity; carbohydrate binding. The transcript is spliced from 13 exons. The coding region runs from base 1239 to 3623 and encodes 794 amino acids.
GACGGUUUGGAUGUACCGUGCACUAUUCAGUGUCCCCUCGACGAUCACCAGAGGUGUACGGCCAGUGUAGGAGAUCGCUCCCCACACCAUGAUGCCGGGUGUUGGCCCUGUGUACCUCGGUCGUAUGCAGUCCUGAUUGUGGUGCUCACCUGCACGGCGCCAAACACGCAUACGACCAUCAUUGGCACCAAGGCAGAAGCGACUUUCAUCGCUGAAGACGACAGGACUCCAUUCGUCCCUCCAUUCACGCCUGUUGCGACACCACUGGAGGCGGGCUGCACGAUGUUGGGGCAUGAGCGGAAGACGGCCUAACGGUGUGCGGGACCGUAGCCCAGCUUCAUGGAGACGGUUGGGAAUGGUCCUUGCCGAUACCCCAGGAGCAACAGUGUCCCUAAUUUGCUGGGAAGUGGCGGUGCGGUCCCCUAUGGCACUGCGUAGGAUCCUACGGUCUUGGCGUGCAUCCAUGCGUCGCUGCGGUCCGGUCCCAGGUCGACGGUCACAUGCACCUUCCGCCGACCACUGGCGACAACAUCAAUGUACUGUGGAGACCUCAUGCCCCACGUGUUGAGCAAUUCGGCGGUACGUCCACCCGGCCUCCCGCAUGCCCACUAUAAGCCCUCGCUCAAAGUCCGUCAACUGCACAUACGGUUCACGUCCAUGCUGUCGCGGCGUGCUACCAGACUGCGAUGGAGCUCCGUAUGCCACGGCAAACUGGCUGACACUGACAGCGGCGGUGCACAAAUGCUGCGCAGCUAGCGCCAUUCGACGGCCAACACCGCGGUUCCUGGUGUGUCCGCUGUGCCAUGAGUGUGAUCAUUGCUUGUACAGCCCUCUCGCAGUGUCCAGAGCAAGUAUGGUGGGUCUGACACACUGGUGUCAAUGUGUUCUUCUUUCCAUUUCCAGGAGUGUAUUUAAUAAGCUGCCACAUGCUAUACACGAUCUUCCUUAACAUACAUUCAAGAAAGACUGCAUCAAUGGUUUAUUGCCCACCCGUUCUAUGAGAUCAAUGAUUUCUUUAACUGUAAAAUGCAGUAAUCCAACAGAUGACCCACUGUACAUUUAUUGUAAUAUAAGCUAAAAUAUUUCAGUAGUCAAUACCUUAUCACUCUGUAUUAUAAAGUGUAGCUUCAUUUGACGUUGUCAAUUGCUGUAAUGGCCUAAAGACAAUAAAAUCUUUAUUAUUAUUAUUAUUAUUAUUAUUAUUACUGACAAACUGUGGCCAAGAAACAAGUGACCACAUGCUGCUCAACACGUCAUUCCUCACUUCAAUGACUGCUUCACAGCCUGUGCCAUAUGGAUCCUUCCCACCAAUACCAGCUUUUCUGAAUUGUGCGGGUACAGCAUCUCGCCUCUUUACAGUAGCAUUCAAUGGAACAUAUGCUCCUCCAUCUGGUUUUUGUUUUGACAUUAAUUGUGAAGAUGAACCAAUUAUUGAUGAUAUUAAUAGCCCAGAUUAUAAUGUUGAUUCACGAAUUGCAGAUUUUACAGCCUACAUUGAGAAUUAUGCAUCUCAUCUCCAAACUGAACACGUACUGGUCUCAAUGGGAGAAGAUUUCAAUUACCAAGAUGCUGCCACAUGGUUUGUCAACUUGGAUAAAUUGAAAAAAUAUAUUAAUGCCAAACAGGAAGAAGGAGGCAGACUGAAUCUAUUGUAUUCAACUCCAGCCUGUUACCUGAAAGCCUUAAAUGAUGCCAACAUUACAUGGACUGUUAAAGAGGAUGAUUUCUUUCCCUAUGCAAGUGAUGAGCACUCUUACUGGACUGGCUAUUUUGUUUCUCGUACAACAAGCAAAUACUUUGAAAGGCAGGCAAACAAUUUUCUUCAGGUCUGCAAGCAAUUAUAUGCACUGGCUGAUGUGGAAGAAGAAUAUGAAGAGCAUUUGAGUAAUCUGCGUGAAGCACUGGGCAUUAUGCAACAUCAUGAUGCCAUUACAGGCACAGCAAGACAAAAUGUUUUUGAAGAUUACAGUCGUCUCAUAUAUGAAGGAUUUCAGCACUGUGGAAACAUUACUGAAAGAGCUCUACGCAAACUUUCAGCAUCAGAUCUGCCAUUUGAAUCUUGUUUGCUAAGAAAUGUUAGCCAGUGUGAACCAUCUGAAAUUUCUGAUACAUUUAUGGUUACUGUUUACAACCCACUGAGUCAUGAAGUCUCUUAUUAUGUCAGACUUCCAGUUCUUGGCAGUGCAUAUUCUGUGAGAGAUGCUUCAGGGAAUGAGCAGAAAGUGCAGUUGGUGCCCAUACCAGAUCCUGUUCAAAAUUUGCCUGAGAGGAGUAGUAAUGCAACAUUAGAAAUUGUGUUUCUGGCAAACGAUGUGCCACCUCUUGGCUUUCGCUCAUACUAUGUUGCAGUAGUUAACAGCACAGAUGAAGAAAUGUGGAGUGUGGUGGAAAACUCAAAUUCAUCAAUAGGAAAUGAUCAUCUUCAAGCUCUGUUCAAUAAAGACACUGGUUUACUGCAGUCAAUCAUGAUUGAUGGUGAAGAGAUGGCUUUACAACAGAACUUUCAUUAUUAUGAGGGUUGGGUUGGAAACAAUUCUGAGCCAGCACUAAGAGCCUCUGGGGCAUACAUAUUCCGUCCAAAUGGAUCUUCAGUGGCAGCGUCAUCUGCUGUUGACACAAAGAUCUUCAAAGGUGAGCUCGUUCAAGAAGUCCAUCAGACAUUUACUGACUGGAUAAGCCAAGUUACCAGAGUGUAUAAAGAUAAAAAUUAUAUUGAACUUGAAUGGUUGGUGGGUUCCAUACCAGUUGAUGAUGGUAUUGGAAAAGAAGUGAUCACUCGCAUAACAACAGACUUAGUGAACAAUAACACAUUUUAUACUGACUCAAAUGGUAGAGAAAUGUUGAAAAGGGUAAUCAACUUCAGACCUACAUGGGACUUAGAGGUUUAUGAACCAAUUUCUGGAAAUUACUAUCCUAUAACUUCAAAAAUAUUUAUAGAGGAUGUGUCUAAAGGACUAAAAUUAGCUAUUUUGAAUGACAGAGCACAAGGAGGAUCCAGCCUGAGAAAUGGAGAAAUUGAAAUAAUGGUUCAUCGUCGUCUGUUGUAUGAUGAUGGGAAAGGUGUUGGUGAAGCACUUGAAGAUGAAGCAUUUGGUAAGGGCCGAGUUGCAAGAGGGAAGCAUUAUUUGGUUGUAGGCCCAACUGAAGGAUCUGGAAACAUGAGCCUUGCAGCCCAAGAGAGACUGCUGGCACAAGAGAAGUUGCUGAGCCCAUGGAUUUUUGUUACUCCACUAAGCAUGUCAUUUGAUGAAUGGACAUCUUACACUACAGAGUUCUCAGGAAUCCUUCAAAACAUCCCACAAAAUGUCCACAUUCUAACACUGGAACCGUGGAAGAAUAAUACAGUGCUACUGCGGCUGGAACAUAUAUUUGAAAAGAAUGAAGAUCUUGUUCUUUCAGAUGCAGCUGUUGUGAAUUUGGAGGAGCUGUUUACACCAUUUGUUGUGAAGUCCAUACGUGAAACAACGCUGGCUGCAAACCAGUGGCUUGGGGAAUAUGGCAGGCUCAACUGGACAGACACAUCAGGCAUUAGUACGGACAGCUGGGAGGUCCCUAACGAUAUUCCUAAUAUCUCUCUUAAACCUAUGCAAAUCAGAACAUUUGUUGUUGAAGUAACCCGGUGAGAUAUUAGCAAAUAUUUGAUUUUUUGCAUCUUCUAGGGUCAAAAUAUAUGUAAAAUGUAAAAGAAUUAAUUUCUGAAUAAAUAAUGCUUUAUGAAUAUA